AUGCAUCUGACGCACCAAGAGCUUCCAACGCCAUGUCAAGGGCUUCCUUACCGGGUCCACCGGAUCCCACCUAAUGUCCUGGAGCUUGUGACCCAGCUGAACCGCGACCCCGCUCAGUGUUGGAACAACGUGGGCUACCGAGGUUCGAAGAGAGAAGUGGUGGAACAUCUGCUGCUCUCACGUGGCCUUCGCCCGGAGGAGGUCCUGUCCUUGACACGGAGAGUUGCCACGGUCCUUGUUGACGGGGGGCUGCUUUGGGAGGUUCGACAUGGAGGCGGCUGGUUGAAGGAGUGCAACAAGAAAAAGGGGUUUACACACUGGGCACUGGAUUUAUUGGAGCUUUGGGGGCGUCCUAGCCUCAUCAUCCGGUUGGGACAUGUUCUUGAGCCAUUUGGAGGGGAGGCGAUCUUCGUGGACGACCAGUCGCACGAGAUCAAAUCGAUGCACGGGGCCUGCCGAACUCUCCAGGUCUAUCCGCCUUGCGGUAUUGAGCAGCCGCACAUGAACGAGCUGCUGCGACAUGCACCACGAGCGCGGGCUGGAUUCACAGCACCGGGACAACAGCUCGAAAGGCGUCCUUCCAGGACCUCUGCCUCUCGCGCAGUGGCUCCGGUGCCAAGUCCACAAGCUGCCCGUCCGCAGCAAGAGAGCUUCUUAGCCUACGCCAAGCCGUCCACUGCAGGCCGCAAAGAGAGCUCCAAAGGCAAGUGGUUGCCUUCCAUUCAGAACGGCCGGCAGGAGAAGACGACAAGGCUCUUGCGCAGCAUCUGGUGCUGCCAAUCCUGA
This is a messenger RNA of Durusdinium trenchii, 786 nucleotides long. The record is from the annotation of a GenBank genome assembly. Lineage: Eukaryota; Dinophyceae; Suessiales; Symbiodiniaceae.